AUGACAAAAGAAGACUACUUGAGGAAAAAGGAACAAAUACGAGAGACCUAUAGAUACGAUGAGAUGUCAAACAAAGUUUUAAAGCCAGACAAGUCCCUCAACACCGUGAGGACAAAGCCGCUAAAGGAUGCAGAGGAGUCACAACCAAGAUCCAUGAACGGAAGAAUCAGAGUAAAAGAGAUGGGCGAUUGUGCCCGGGAAGACACUCCACAAAGUUAUGCAGCCGGCGGGCAGCCUGAUGGAUCGAAAAAAAGGGAGAAGAGUCAACUGACUACGAUCAAGAAGAAUGCAUCUAAACGCCAUCGUUAUGCAAAAUCCUCGGUCUUGGAUUCAGAUCUGUCUUCAACGCUGAAAUACUCUCCAACCGAUGACGAGAACACUGAUGUAUAUGAGGAGAUUUUGAAAUGGACAACAGACAUACUAGGAAAUGAUAUUCCUCACGACAUCAUCUUAGGAACAGCGGAUUUACUUAUAAGUUCCCUGAAGGAGAGUGAGGAUGAAGCAGACGGACUAAUUGAGAAGAAAAGGGAAAGGUUGCAGAAAGAGUUAUCAAUUCUGAUAUCUGCCCAAAAAUUUCAAGCACUACUUAGACUAACUCAACGAAUUACAGAUUAUGGAGAGUCCAAGGAUGUACAUGGUGAAAAAAUUGUUGCAAUUUUAGCUGGUGAUUCCGAAGAUGACGCUCUACAUAACAGCGAGGAGGAUUUACCUUUGCAGGAUCCAGAAGGGGAUGAAUCAGACAGUUUAAGUGCACAAGACGAAAUUGAAUUCACAGAAAGUUUAAGUCACAAGGGAUUGCCGCCAGUUCUUGAUAAAAAUACUGUCAUUCAUUCAGGAGGUGAAACAGACGCGAUAAAUAGAGUAUCCAUUCUUGAAGUCGAUGAGUUUUUCCUGCGAAGGAAAAUUAUUCAGGCAAUGGAAAACAUUGAAUCAAGUUCAGUUCAGAGGAUAUCAGACGCAAUUUAUGAUUUAUUAGAGGAUGAAAAUACUGAUAAUAGAGCUUUAGGGGAAAAGCUUCUGGAAGUACUAGACGUCGAGCACCUCCAUCUGGUCAAAUAUAUUGUUUCGAACAGAGUUCCCAUUAUAUGGGGCAUACGUUUAUCAAAACGCCCUUCACAUGAGAGAGAGGAUCUUCUACGCGAAAUGCGUUCUCAAGGGCUUGAAACUUUCGUCAAUGAAUAUAAAGGAAACAAUAUUGAAGAUCACAAGAGGGAUUUAGAGGAUGCUUCACCUGAUUCUAAAGAAAGCGACGGAAAAAGGCGAAGACAGGAUAGUGGAUUGCCAGUCCCCGCCUUGGUUGAUCUAAGUGCCCUGGAGUUCGAACAAGGUGCAAAUUUAAUGACCGUGACGAAAGUUGAAUUACCGGAGGGCUCUUUCAAAAAGGUUAAUAAACUAUACGAAGAGAUACAUAUUCCACCACCUGACAAGCCCGAAGCUACUUAUGAUUUAAUUCCCAUAUCCGAAUUUCCUGAAUGGGCCAGAAAAGCAUUUGUAACAGGCGAAACUGAUACAUUAAACGUGAUUCAAUCUAAGGUAUUUCCAAUUGCCUUUCAAGAGGAUUCGAACAUGUUAAUUUGUGCUCCCACUGGUGCAGGAAAGACAAAUGUUGCUGUAAUGUCGAUACUACGAACUAUUUCGAAAUACUUCAACACAAGUACAAAAACGUUAAAUCUCAAAUUGUUUAAGAUUGUUUAUAUUGCCCCUUUGAAAGCAUUGGUUCAAGAACAAGUUCGAGAGCUUCAGAGAAGAUUGGCAUAUCUUGGUGUUAAGGUGGAAGAAUUAACAGGUGAUUCAAAUUUGAGCAAGCAGCAAAUCGCCGAAACCCAAAUUUUGGUGUCGACCCCUGAAAAAUGGGAUAUAAUUAGCAGGAAAGCCGGCGAGUCGUUCUCGUAUUCAGAACUAGUUCAAUUGAUUAUAAUUGACGAAGUUCAUUUACUGCAUGAUAGAAGAGGACCUGUAAUUGAGAAUAUUGUAGCUAGGUCAUUCAAUAGCGACGUCUACCCGAACCCCCCGAGAUUGGUAGGUCUAUCUGCCACGCUUCCAAACUAUCAGGAUGUCGCAAAAUUCUUACAUGUUCCUGAACAAGGUCUAUUUUUUUUUAAUUCGUCUUUCAGACCUUGUCCUCUCAGUCAACAAUUUUGUGGCAUUACAGAAAAGAACUCCAUAAAAAAACUUAAUGCAAUGAAUGAAGCCUGCUUUCAAAAAACUUUAGAAUCGACAAAAAAUGGUCAUCAAGUCAUAAUAUUUGUCCACUCUAGAAAGGAGACGGCCCGAACGUCUGCCUGGCUGAAAGAGAAAUUCAUUGAAUCAGGAAAUGUUGGUUUGAUACAAAUGAACGAUGCAGGCUCAAGAGAAAUUCUUUCGAGUGAAGCAGACACAGCAGGAGACAUGAACUUGAAAAAGACCAUUCAACAUGGAAUAGGUAUUCAUCAUGCAGGAUUAUCCAGGAGCGAUAGAACUCUUUCAGAAGAUUUAUUCGCGGAUGGUUUAUUGAAAAUUUUAGUAUCAACGGCAACUUUGGCUUGGGGUGUCAAUCUUCCAGCGCAUACUGUCAUAGUUAAAGGUACAGAUUUAUAUUCUCCGGAAAAAGGUCGUUGGGAACAGUUGUCUCCUCAAGAUUUGCUCCAAAUGUUAGGUCGUGCGGGUCGUCCAAGAUAUGACACUCAUGGUGAAGGUAUAAUAAUCACAAAUCAGGCAGACGUGCAAUAUUACCUUGCUGUCCUAAACCAGCAAUUAAGUAUCGAAUCCCAGUUGAUUUCAAUGAUCGUGGAUAGUUUAAACGCCGAAGUCGUAUCAGGAAAUAUCAAGUCAAGAGUAGACGCAGUGCGCUGGCUAAGUUAUACAUACUUUUAUGUGAGGGCCUUGAUAUCACCCGAACUAUAUAAAGUGACUGCUCAGGAUAAAGAUGUGACUUUAGUUUCAUUUAGAGAUUCAAUAGCACACUCAGCGUUUGUGAUACUUCAAGAGAAGAGCAUGGUAGUCUAUGAUGCAAAUACUGGUCUUAUAGAACCGACCGAGCUAGGACGUAUCGCUGCAUAUUUUUACAUCAAACAUACAUCCAUUGCAAUGUAUAAUACGCAAUUAACAAAACACACAUCACAGAUAGAUCUUUUUCGGGUCAUUUCAAUGUCUGAAGAAUUCCAAUAUUUGUCCGUAAAGCAAGAAGAAAGGAAAGAACUAAAAGAGCUCUCGGAGACAUCUCCAAUUCCAAUAAUGGAAGACAUAGAUAAUCCUCUAGCAAAAGUGAAUGUGUUGUUGCAGUCAUAUAUUUCAAGACUGAAGUUCGAAGGAUUUGCCUUGAAUGCCGAUAUGAACUUUGUAAGUCAAAAUGCUGGAAGACUUAUUAGAGCCUUGUAUGAGUUAUCUUUAAAGAAGAAGCUGUCGAAUAUAACUAAAAUACUUCUGAACAUGUGCAAAAUGAUAGAAAGAAGAAUGUGGAACGCAAAUUCACCACUGAGGCAAUUUCCAAAAUGUCCAAAGGAGGUAAUUAAGAGGAUGGAAGCCUCCACUAUCCCUUGGCCAGACUACCUCGAGCUUGAAUCGCCUGCUGAAGUUGGUCAAACAAUAAGGCUCGAAAAGUACGGAAAACUUGUAUUUGAUCUAUUACAAAGGUUUCCGAAAAUUCAAUUGAAAUGUGUUGUUCAACCUAUAACAGCAAGUUUACUUAGAUUUGAACUAGAAAUUUUACCUGAGUGGACUUGGGACCCAAAAUUGCACGGUAGGAUGGAAAGAUUUAUUGUCCUAGUAGAAGACGCAGAAGAUGGCACAAUACUCUUUAUUGAUAGUAUACCAGUGAACAUGGAAAAUAUUGGCGAGGACCACAUAAUCAAUUUUGGCCUUAACUUAUCACCUGCACAACAGAAAUGCUUACCGCCUCAUUUUUUCGUCAAUGUAAUUUCCGAGAGAUGGCUGAAUUGCGAAAGCCAAUUGGCUGUUAAAGUCGAGAGUAUUCAUCUACCCAAGAAAGCGUCAACGCCUACUCCUCUAUUAGACAUCCCUCUUACCCAUAUAUCAGAAUUGGGAAACGAAGAAUUUGCCAGCGCAUUUGACUUCACACAUUUUAACAAAUUUCAAAGCCAGGUGUUCCAAAGCGUUUACAACUCCAAUGAAAACUGUUUCAUAGCCGCUGCAAAAGGCUCUGGGAAAACAACAAUUGCGGAGUUGGCUCUCCUCAACCACUGGAGACAGAACAAAGGCCGUGCAAUAUAUAUUUCACCUUAUCAAGAAAGAGUUGAUUCUCUUUUAGAGAACUGGCAUGAACGCUUUUCAGACUUGGCUGCCGGCAAGAAUAUUGAAAAAUUAGGCACCGAUGUGACACGAAACCUAAGAGUCAUUUCUCAAAGUCAUCUCAUAUUGGCUACACCAGAACAGUUCAAUUUGGUAUCUCGCCGUUGGAGACAACGAAAAAACUUGCAAAAAUUGGAGUUGGUUAUUUAUGAUGAUGCUCAUGAAAUGAAUCGUGGCUCUUUUGGAGCAGUUUAUGAAGCUCUCAUAUCCAGAAUGGCUUUUAUUACAAAUCAGACUGAAAAUAUACAAAGAGUCAUUGGUCUGUCAUCUUGCUUGGCCAACGGUCGCGAUUUCGCCGAAUGGUUGGGAGUACAAAAAAACAAUUUCUUCAACUUUUCACCUCAUGAAAGGAUAUCACCUAUUGAAAUUCAUAUCCAAGCGUUCAAUAAUGUUAACGAUGUUUUAUACGACAAACCAAUGACAAGGCUGGCAUUCGAAUUUGCUUCCAGAAAUAGAAAGGAUAGCGCAAUUUUCUUCUUACCAACCAAAAAGUCUUGCUUCCGAAUCAGCUCUCUUUUCUUAGACCAAGCAGCAGCUUUGGGCUGGAAUAUGUUGAAGAAUGAGAAGCAUGAUAUUAUCCCGUACAUUGAAGGCUUACAGAAUAAAUCGGUCAGAAAGUCUGUCAUGGUUGGAAUUGGAAUUAUUCACGAAAGUAUGGAAGCGGAAGAUACCAGGAUUGUCGAAAGACUGUAUGAUAUGGGUGUACUAUCGAUUCUCCUCUUAACGGGCGAAUGCUGCUUCAUGAGUCCGUCAUCAAAAAUUGUUGCUGUUUUAGGGACGCAGUAUUACGAUGAAAGGAGCCAUAAUUUUGUGAAUUAUCCAGCUAACAACAUUUUAGAGAUGGUUGGUUCGGCUGGGGCCUCAACUGGGGCUUUCUUAUCUGAAGAAGCAGCGAAAGUGCUAAUUUUGACGAGUAUAAGCAUGAAAGAGUACUACAGAAAUUUCCUGACGGGGUCUCUGCCACUUGAGAGCUAUAUGUACUUUCACUUACACGAUCUUUUUUCGACAGAGAUAAGCUCAUCGGUAAUUCAAUGCAAACAAGAUUGCAUUGAUUGGUUAGCUUACACAUACUUUUACCGGCGCUUGCAUGCCAAUCCAAGUUUUUAUGGUGUGAAAGAUGUGUCGGCGUACGGUAUCUCGGCAUAUUUGACAGAGUUGGUAGAGAGCACUUUAAAUGAUUUGAAUGAUGCCUCUAUGAUUGAAAUAGAGGAGAAUGCAGAUGGUGACGAUGAAAAAGAAGAAAGUAUUUCUCCUCUGAAUGGCUGUUUAAUCAGCUCGCAUUACGAUAUCUCCUUCGUAACUAUGCAUAUAUUUUUGACUUCACUAUCUGGCAGCUCCACAUUGGAAGAGAUUCUUCAGAUCUUAUCAAGAGCAGCUGAAUUCGAAGAUCUCUCGAUUGACGAAGGAGAAAGAGCGGCUUUGUCCAAAAUUCAACAUUUUAUGCCCUUGAAGGCUUCCAAGGAGACAGUGACGAAUCUAACAUGGAACAAAGUAUUUGUACUCUUACAAGCAUAUUUCUCCAGAACUUCUAUAAAGUCCGAUUUUCAAAUGGAUUUGAGAAAAAUCCUAAGAAGAGCUGUUCCCCUGAUAAACGCUGUUGUCGAUAUUCUCUCUGGCGACGGGAGACUAAAUGCAAUGACUGCAAUGGACAUUUCGCAAAUGCUAAUUCAAGGCGUCUGGGACACAGACAGCCCGCUGAAGCAGGUACCGUACUUUGAUAACGAGAUUUUAAGCGCUUGUUCCCGAAUGAAAAUCGAGACAGUUUUCGACAUUAUGGCAUUGGAGGAUGCUGAACGGGAACAAAUUAUGACAAUGAACUCUUCUAAAUUGACCAAAGUUGCUCAUUUCAUCAAUAAUUAUCCAAAUAUUGAGCUUGAAUAUAAUCUGGAAGGCAGUGACAAUAUAGAGGCAGAUCAAGCUAAAGUAUUGUUGGUAACGCUAACAAGGGAUGAAGCUCCAGAUACUCUAGAAGUGUCGAGUUUGACUUUUCCUUUUGAUAAACUUGAAAGCUGGUGGUUAGUUUUAGGAAAAAUAUCAACGAGAGAACUGUUAGCAAUAAAAAAAGUUUCCAUUCGCCAAGAAUCACAAACUUCUGAACUAGAAUUCACGCUGCCAAAGGGAGAACAUCAGUUAACUUUGUGGUGUGUCUGUGAUUCUUAUCUUGAUGCUGAUAAGGAAGUGUCUCUUAACAUUCAUGCUGUAUAA
Molecule: messenger RNA, 6492 nt
Organism: Zygotorulaspora mrakii
Lineage: Eukaryota; Fungi; Ascomycota; Saccharomycetes; Saccharomycetales; Saccharomycetaceae
Gene: BRR2
Product: ATP-dependent RNA helicase BRR2
Exons: 1
Coding region: 1-6492 (2163 amino acids)
Cellular component (GO): nucleus
Molecular function (GO): ATP binding; nucleic acid binding
Source: RefSeq, a predicted model, not a curated record